UCCGAUCCAAAUUCCUCCAGCUCACUGCCCACACACACACUGUCACUCACUCCCUGCCAGUGCCUCGGGCCUGCAAGCUAGCUGAUCUCGCCUCGCAUUGUCUUCUUCCUCCUCCUCCUCUGUCCCAAGCAGCAAGGCAGCAGCAGACAUUGCCGUUCACACUUCACAAUGCCGCUCCUCUUCUUCUUCCUGCUCCUGCUCCUUCUCCCCGCGGCGCCCGAGGCGACAUCGUCGGCGCUGCUGGGCAUCAACUACGGCCGUGUGGGCAACAACCUGCCCCCAACCUCCGCCGCCCUGCAGCUCCUGACAACCCUCGGCGUGGGCCGCGUCCGGCUCUACGACGCGGACCCGGCCACCCUCCGCGCCUUCGCCAACACGGGCAUCGAGCUCAUCGUGGGCGUGCCCGACGAGUGCCUCGCCGCAGUCUCCACGCCCUCCGGCGCGUCCUCCUGGGUCCGCUCCCACAUCCAGCCGGCCUUGCCCGCCACAAAGAUCUCCCUCCUCACCGUCGGCAACGAGAUCCUCACGGGCGCCAACAGCUCCUCCCUCUCCCGCUACCUCCUCCCCGCCAUGGGCUGCGUCCACGACGCGCUGGCCGGGCUGGGCCUCGACAAGCAGAUCGCCGUCACCACGGCCCACAACCUCGGCGUCCUCGCCGUCUCCUACCCGCCCUCCGCCGCCGUCUUCCGCAAGGAACUCCUGCCAGUCCUCUGCCCGAUCCUCGACUUCCACGCCCGCACGGGCUCCCCGUUCCUCGUCAACGCGUACCCGUACUUCGCCUACGCCGGGGACCCCAAGGGGGUAGAGCUCGAGUACGCGCUGCUUGAGCCCGGCCAUGGCGGGGUGCCGGACCCGACCUCCGGGCUGCACUACCCCAACAUGCUCGUGGCCCAGGUGGAUGCCGCGUACCACGCCGUGGCGUCCGCCAACGGCGCCGCGGCACGGGCAGGGGUGGAGGUGCGCGUGUCGGAGACCGGGUGGCCGUCCGCCGGCGACGGCAACGAGACCGGCGCCACGCCGCAGAACGCCGCAAGGUACAAUGGCAAUGUCAUGCGGCUGGUCUCUGAAGGGAAGGGGACGCCGCUCAGGCCGUCCGGGCCGCUCAGGGUUUACAUGUUUGCGCUCUUCAAUGAGAACAUGAAGCCCGGGCCUUCGUCUGAGCGGAACUAUGGGCUAUUCAAGCCUGAUGGCACGCCGGCGUACGAGCUCUCCUACCGCCUGCCCAAGGAUAACUCCACCACCUCUGGUGGUACCGGUGGCGGCAUUAGCGGCGGCGGCGGGUACAAUGGCCACGGCGACGGGUCGAGUGACAGCGGCUACUACAGCAUCUCGGCGUCGGGGAAGGCCCCCGUGGGUUGGUGGGGAUGGACACCGCAAGCAGCUGUGGCUGCAUGUGUGGCUGUCCUCGUGAUGGCAUUGUGAUUGGGAGCAGAUUCAACUUUCAAGUGAGGCUUGGAUGGAAGGGCGUGUGGACUGAAGGAAGCCUCUGGUUUCUAAUGGAGUCAGAGGUGCGUGCACAGGGUGAAUUCCAUUUUGCUGCUGAUGUCCUGGAGAAAAGCAUUGAUGAUGGUGUCCUAAGUGUCAUUCCAUGUUGUUUUAAUUGGUGUGGUAAUUAAGCUAAUGGGGUAGUCACUAGUCAGUGUCACUAAACCGGAUGCUGUUUUCCGUUUUGGUUUUAUCUCUUGAACUUUGAUAUUAAAUAUAUUUUUGAAGAAUAAUAGUAGCACGUAGUUAUAUACCUAUAUCCAGUGGCAAUAGUUGGGACAUCAACAGAGCAAUACAGUUAUUCCUGGGGU
Molecule: messenger RNA, 1796 nt
Organism: Brachypodium distachyon (stiff brome)
Lineage: Eukaryota; Viridiplantae; Streptophyta; Magnoliopsida; Poales; Poaceae
Product: glucan endo-1,3-beta-glucosidase 11
Exons: 2
Coding region: 169-1422 (417 amino acids)
Biological process (GO): carbohydrate metabolic process
Cellular component (GO): plasma membrane
Molecular function (GO): hydrolase activity, hydrolyzing O-glycosyl compounds
Source: RefSeq, a predicted model, not a curated record